This is a messenger RNA of Brenthis ino (lesser marbled fritillary), 399 nucleotides long. The record is from the annotation of a GenBank genome assembly. NCBI's taxonomy places the organism in Eukaryota, Metazoa, Arthropoda, Insecta, Lepidoptera, Nymphalidae.
AUGGUUAGAGAGACUCGGCACCUGUGGGUUGGAAAUUUACCCGAUAACAUACGUGAAGAUCGAAUAAGAGAACAUUUUAAACGCUAUGGCCGAGUCCAGAAUGUCAAGUUAUUGGGACGAAUGGAGAGCGCAAGUGCAAGUACGAAUGGAGGUGCUAAUAGCGGUGUUUGUGCCACGGUUGCAUUUAUGGACAUCAAGUCUGCAUCGAAGGCACACAACGUGGAGCACGUGCUGGACGAAAGAACACUUACCACUGAGUAUUACGAGCCGACCGCGAUACCAUCGUCCGCGGGUGCGCCUUCUGCUGGAUCUUCACCUGCCGGCUCCGGUUACUCAGGUUCUUCAUCCUCCGUGAAUUCCGCACCUGCUCCCAUCUCCACUUCGCGUUAUCACCUCUCG